Molecule: messenger RNA, 2142 nt
Organism: Lactuca saligna
Lineage: Eukaryota; Viridiplantae; Streptophyta; Magnoliopsida; Asterales; Asteraceae
Source: the annotation of a GenBank genome assembly
AUGGCCCUUUUUGCUAUAUACCACUACAAUCACAACCGGGAAGAGGGCCAAUUCCACCGUCGGUAUCUAUAUUCGCCGCCACAAAACGCCGUUUCCUCGCCGGAAACCGGCCGCAUAAAUUGGGUGAAUUAUCAAUCAAUCGAUCUGUUCGAGAUGGGCGACUCCACUGCCAGGGAUGGCGGUGAUAAUAGCUUGUCGGAGAGAAACGUCGCUGAAGAAGUUUCUAGGCUUGUGGAACAAAGUAAAGAGUUGCAGGAAUCAGCGUCGACCUUAAUUUCUAGAAAUUCACAGGAGGAAUCAUCGCUACGCCAACGAGCCCUAGCUCUCGAUUCAAAUAUCAAAAUGUUAAGAACGUUCAUUGGUUCCUCCGUCAAGAAAGGCAAUUUAGAUUCCAAACAUGCAGAAAAAUUAGCUGAAGAGCUGAGUAGAGCAAGUUUUACAUUGGGUGAAGGAGAUGCAGCUACAUUUCUUCCCUGCAAAUCACAUGGAAGAUUUUUGAGGAUGCUUCUUGGUCCAAUAAAUGUUCGUGCUAACAGACAAGAUGUUCAAUUGAAAGUGAAAGAAGAAUACUAUAGUUUCAGAGAUAGAACUGCAUAUCUGUUUCUCUUUUUUCCUUCAUUGCUACUGGUGUUAAGGUCAUGUCUUUGGGAUGGAUGUUUCCCUGCUUUACCUGUUCAGAUUUACCAGGCAUGGUUGCUGUUUCUAUACACAGGGUUAGCUUUAAGAGAAAAUAUUUUGAGAGUUAAUGGAAGCGAUAUACGUCCAUGGUGGAUAUAUCAUCACUAUUUUGCUAUGGCCAUGGCACUCAUCAGCCUCACUUGGGAGAUAGAAAGGCAACCUGAUUGUGCCCAAAAGCAGAAAGGUAUACAAUUGUUUCUGAGAUGGGCAAUCAUGCAAGGUGUAGCAAUGCUUCUACAAAACAGAUACCAAAGACAGAGACUCUACACACGCAUUGCACUUGGGAAGGCUAGAAGAAUGGACGUUGUGUGGGGGGAAACUGCUGGAGUAAAAGGUCAAUUAUGGAUAUUAUUGCCCAUACUCUUUGUCUUGCAGGCUUUUGAAGCAUAUGUAGGUGUGCUAUUGCUAAAAACAGCAGUCGUAGGUGUCAUUUCUGAAUGGCAGGUUGUUACGUGUGGGAUUCUGCUGAUAAUUAUGGCUGUUGGGAAUUUUGCAAAUACAGUUCAGACUCUUGUACUGAAAUCUCGGUUUAAAGCAAAAAUGAAGAAAGAUAAUAACUUUACAAGAUCACAGAAGCUACUGGACUUGUCUCAACGAUUUCGUCAAUCGAAGUCUGUUUCCCCAAUUUCAGAUGACCCCUCGAUUGGUCAAUCCAACCAAUCCAAAAGAUCCAAAAACCCCAACCGAGCUGCAGUUCUGAUAUGCCUGUUCGAGGAAGGAGACGAUAUCAAUGUCAUUCUAACUCAACGAUCAUCGAAACUUUCAUCUUACUCUGGGCAAGUAUCUUUGCCAGGAGGUAGAACAGACGAAGAGGAUACAGAUGAUAUUCGAACCGCAUUGAGGGAAGCUGAGGAGGAAAUUGGAUUGAAUCCAGCCCUUGUGGAUGUUGUUACUGUUCUUGAACCUUUUGUAACCAAGGGAAAUGUUAGUGUGGUUCCAGUGAUUGGAAUAUUAUGGGAUAAACAAGCAUUCAAUCCAAUUCCAAAUGCUGAAGAAGUAGAAUCAAUAUUCUAUGCUCCUUUGGAAAUGUUUCUCAAGAAUGAAAAUAGAGGAGAAAAAGAGUGGGAAUUAGGAGGACACAAAUACUUGCUUCACUAUUUCUAUCACAAAACAAACGACAGCAGGGUGUAUGAGAUAUGGGCUCUAACCGCCGGAAUCUUGAUAGCUGCCGCCUCCAUAGUUUUCCGGCGACCACCUGAAUUUCAGCAGAGGAUGCCUAAAUUCUGGAACAGAAACCACAGCAAAUUCUAAUGUUAGUGGAAUGACACUCCAAAAAUGAAUAAACAUGACAUUAGUUGAAUGUAAGUAUACAUUGAUCUUACCAAAGAUUAAAUUGUAAGUUUAUUGUAUCAAAUUAAAUUUUUAUGUUUCGUAUCUUUAAAUGUCACACAAUCUUCCAAAGCUGCUAAACUUUUUACACGAGAUCUUAGCACCAAAGAAUUAUCCUAUUCUUGAUAAAUUAAA